This is a messenger RNA of Spizellomyces punctatus DAOM BR117, 2262 nucleotides long. RefSeq lists its product as uncharacterized. Gene Ontology annotation, molecular function: protein binding. The record is from RefSeq and is a predicted model, not a curated record. Lineage: Eukaryota; Fungi; Chytridiomycota; Chytridiomycetes; Spizellomycetales; Spizellomycetaceae. The coding region runs from base 199 to 2070 and encodes 623 amino acids. The transcript has 5 exons.
GGUCAUGAGAGCGCGAUUGAAGAUCGACUGGGUAAAAAGUCCUCGGAAACGUGUAUUAUAGGGGGGAAGUGAUAAUAAAUACGGUUGACAGUAAAAUCUUUCUCGACUUUCUUGUACCCUCUUUGUAUUUUUUCUAUCCUUGGACGGGGUUGAGAAGGCUUGUCUCGGUUUGUUUACCGGAUUUUACAAAGAUUUCAAAUGGCACGUCUUUUGAACGUGGUGCUUUCCUCGUUGUUGUUGGGGACCGCCUAUGCCCAGAGCCAGGGCAGCCAAGGAAGCGGCAGUGGGGAUUCCAGCCUGCCUCAGGCUAAAUACAGUCGUACCAGUGCUGCCAGUGUCGUGACAAGCGACAAAUGGCUGUUGAUAGGUGGGACGGCUCGCACUUGGACGAGCUCAGCGGCGUCAGACGCAGCUUUUGAUGAAGCACAACAAGCGCUGGUGUCCUCCAUUACAGUCUUUGAUCUAAGCGACAAGAGCGUCCAAGAUGUUGCGGUUGGUCCGGGAAGGGAUGGUGUAAAUCGUUUGAACAGCACCGCUCAGACCUGCGAAUUCGAUUCUAAAGGAAACAAGAUUUACUGUUUUGGUGGUCGGACGAUUUCUCCCGCAGGGGCAGAUCGUACCCUUUUGUCUGGUAUUGGGGUCUUCAAUCCCGCUACCUUUGAAUGGGAAGACACUAGGCAGACAAGCAUUCCGGAACGAUGGGGGCACACUUCUGUAGUCCUUGGCGACACCAUGUAUAUUUACGGAGGCCGAGACAAAAACAACAAGCUUCUUAACGACCUCUGGGCUGUCAAGUUCCCCUACCUCAACACCCAACAAAUUCAGACCUCCAGCGGUCCGACACCUCGCGCCUGGCAAUGUACGACGGCAUUGAACGACACAGCUUUCCUCGUAGUAGGGGGCACAGGGAACAAUGGACCGUUGGCCGAAGCGUGGGUAUUCAGCAAGGAAGAUCAAACCUGGACCGAUAUUUCCCAGCAAUUAUCAGGUGUUCCGUUGGAUAGAACUGGCAGGGUUUGUGGUUUGGUUUCUGGAACUGUAGUGUUGUAUGGCGGAUUGGACAAGCAGAACCAGCUUCAGAGUGAUGUCUGGAACAUUGAUAACACGACGUUCCAAGUUUCCCAGUCCUCUGCUACCUCGUCUCGUCGUCUCCAUCGUCGCCAGCAAUUUGCGGGGACACCCACUACUAGGGUGUUUGCCCAAUCCGCCGCGCUUUCUCCCUACUUUGCUGUGUUCGGAGGUCAAACCGGCGUAGACCCCAAUCUUCAGGAAUGGGUAGCCAACGACAAGACGUUUUACUUUCGCGAUACCAAAGCCUCCAGCUGGGUACCCUCAAGCGACCAGCUUUCGUUCCUCUCUCCCACGGCAUCUGGUAGUGUCGUUGGGCAAGAAACCGGAGCGACAAAUGCCGUGUUGGCUGACACGAAUGGAUGCGGGCGGUACUGCGUGUCUCAAGGAGCUUUAGCUGGUCUUUUGGCUGGAGGCAUCGCCCUAUUAGCAGCGUUUGGUCUCCUCGCAGCGUUUAGUUUAGCAAUGAAGGAAGGAAGACGUAUCAUGCGACACCAUCGGUACCAGGACCUAGAGGCAGGAAAACCCGCUCGGCAAACAGAGUCUAUUCAAAGGAGCCAGAACAUGGAUGAGGCUAACAGAGAUAUCACACCUCCCAGUACUGCCAUGACGACUCACCCCGCCCCGGUCCCGCUUUCCACGCCUAAUACUCCGUCUCCCACCCCGAUUGCAACAGCUCUGCCAAGCACAUUCACAUCAUCGGCCCCUCAAACUCCUCAUCGGAGUGAUUCUCGUCGUCGUGUCCACUCACCACUCGCUGCUGCAGCCCCCACUGCUCUCCCGCAAGGUAAAGUCUAUAAAGUUCUCUGGCAGGCUACCCCAUCUCAGCCGGACGAAAUUGAUGCCGAUGUCGGAGAUGUGGUUGAGGAGAGGAGGUUAUUUGCGGAUGGUUGGGCCAUGGUUAGGAAUUUGACCAAGGGCGGAACGGGCAUGAUUCCUGUCAACAUAUUGCAGGAAUUGAAAGAAGGUGAUGAAGGAUAUCCGUCUGGAUUGAGGUUGUAAAAAGCCGAAUGUGUUCUGGACAACAUUGGCGGUUAAUCUGCUGUAUAUACCCUGACGGCAGUCAAAAGGAAGAAGGCCGCCCUCAUUUUACAAUUACUCAAUCAAUAAACAUUUUGUUCAAGUUGCAUCAUUCCGUUCAAAAUAAAGAUAGUAAUGUUCAGAUUAAAAGAAAAAAAAAAGAGUAAAACAUUA